Cimex lectularius (bed bug) is the source of this 1725-nucleotide messenger RNA. RefSeq names its product cytochrome P450 6B5-like. The record is from RefSeq and is a predicted model, not a curated record. NCBI's taxonomy places the organism in Eukaryota, Metazoa, Arthropoda, Insecta, Hemiptera, Cimicidae. The transcript has 5 exons. The coding region runs from base 100 to 1644 and encodes 514 amino acids. Gene Ontology annotation, molecular function: iron ion binding; oxidoreductase activity, acting on paired donors, with incorporation or reduction of molecular oxygen; heme binding.
AGUGACAAGCAGUCCAGUUCCAAACGAUCAACGAUGGGGCAGUUUUUUUCUCCAAGUUUACAUGUAACUUGAAACCAUACCGGUUAAUCUUGUAGAAUCAUGGUGGCAAUAACCUGUACUUUGGUGGUGAUCGUCUUAUCUUUUUUCUUUUAUCUAUACGUUUGCCUCAAAAAAACCGAACGUUAUUGGAGAGAAAGAAAUGUGGGCAGCCUCACUGUAGAAUCCAUUAUUACAGUCCUUCUUCCGAUAUUGAAAAAUGAGCCCAUACACCGAGGUUUCUACAACUUUCACAAAGCGUACCCAAACUACAAAUUCAUCGUCAUGAAUAUUUUCAGAAGACCUAUAAUUUUAACCAGAGAUGCGGAGUUUUUGCAAAAAAUUAUGAUAAAAGAUUUCCAACAUUUCGUUGAUCACAGUGAAUAUAAAACCGACAGGGAUAUAGUAAAUUUGGGACUGUUCAGUCUAACGGGUAGCGAAUGGAGGGGGCUUCGAAUAAAAAUGUCACCAACGUUUACGACCGGGAAGCUGAAAUCAAUGUUCGUCGAGAUGGAGCCGUGCAGCAACGCUUUGGUUCAAAAUAUAGAAAAAACAUGCGGAAAGCCCGAUUAUGACAUCAGAGACGACAUCAUGACAUACGCCAUGGACGUGACGGCUUCCGUCAUAUUCGGAAUCGAACUCAAAAAUAAAGAACUAAGAGAGAAAUACAUAAAAGAAGCCUCAGAACUUUUCCAAACAUCACCGAUUAUUAUGUUCAUUAUGGGUGUUGCCUCUCAAAUUCCAGUACUGUCUAACGUACUAAACAUGAAAAUACUGGACGAAAAUAAAGAGGCGUUUUUCAGAAAUAUAAUUACUCAAACAUUCGAGCAAAGAAAAGCGAACAACUCCAAUCGAAAUGACUACAUAAAUCUUCUUUUAAAGUUAAAAGAACAAGGAAGCCUUGAGGUUAAAAUGAAGGACCCUGACGAUGAAUAUUUGAAUACAGACAGUCUGCAAGUGGAAAACGUUGAGGUAACAGAUGAAAUGUUGACCGCCCAGGCUUUUCAAUUCUUAUCAGCAGGUUUCGAACAAAUCUACAACAUUAUGGUUUUAAUGCUAAAUGAAAUAGCACGACAAGAGGAUAUUCAGGAAAAAAUUCGAAAAGAAAUAGCAAAAGUCAAGACGAAAAAUGGAGGGUACAAUUACAGAUCGGUUCGAGAAAUGGUUUACUUAGAACAAUGCGUACAUGAAACAUUAAGGAAAUACCCAGUUAUACCAUUCUUACUUAGAUACUGCGUCAAAGAUUAUGUCGUCAAUGAUCAUUUAACAAUAAAAAAAGGGACGCAUGUCGGCGCAUCACUUGAGGGAAUUCACAAAGACCCGAAUUACUUCCCAGAUCCUGAAAAAUACGAUCCCGACAGGUUCAAGCCUGAUGAAGCAUUUAAAAAUAUAGCGUAUUUACCAUUCGGGGCAGGUCCUCGGGUUUGCAUAGCAAUGAGGUUUGCCCUGAUGGAAAUGAAACUGGGAUUGGCGAAAAUCAUCGAGAAUUUCUUUAUAUCGCCAGGAGAGAAAGCUACAUACCCUUUGGAAAUGAAUAAUAGAAGUAUGUUCAUAUCCCCUCGACAUGGUUACCUAAAGAUGUCCAAGAUAGCAAAUAUGCAACAAUAAUGUGUUUAUAUAUAUAUAAACUCUUUAUCAAUACCUUUGUUACUAUAAUCAAUAAUUAAAAAUUCUUCUGUUUAUUCUUUA